Messenger RNA from Pseudonaja textilis, 2070 nucleotides. RefSeq names its product matrix metallopeptidase 17 (gene MMP17). Gene Ontology annotation, biological process: proteolysis; collagen catabolic process; extracellular matrix organization. Gene Ontology annotation, cellular component: extracellular matrix. Gene Ontology annotation, molecular function: zinc ion binding; metalloendopeptidase activity. The record is from RefSeq and is a predicted model, not a curated record. Lineage: Eukaryota; Metazoa; Chordata; Lepidosauria; Squamata; Elapidae.
CCUGCGUGCCUCCCCAGGAGAUGUUGCUGAUGCUGGCCUUUUGCUUGGCGACGCGGCGGACCCUGGCCGCCCCCAGCCCGACCGCCGAGGACCUGGCGCGGGGAGUUGAUUGGCUGACCAAGUUUGGCUACCUGCCCCCACCGGAUCCCAUCACCGGACAGUUGCAGACCCAAGAAGAGCUCACCAAAGCCAUCAUGGUGAUGCAACAGUUUGGAGGACUUGAAGCCACCGGCAUUCUAGAUGAAGCCACCUUCAAACUGAUGAAGACACCUCGUUGCUCUUUGCCAGAUCUUGCAGAAUCAAAGACGAGGAAGAAGCGAAAUAGCCAAGGAGUUACCAAGUGGAACAAAAGGAAUUUAUCCUGGAGGGUUCGAACGUUCCCCAAAGAAUCCCACCUGGGCCACGACACAGUUCGUGCCCUGAUGUACUACGCUUUGAAGGUGUGGAGUGACAUCACACCCCUCAAUUUCCACGAAGUGGCCGGUAACAAUGCGGACAUCCAGAUUGACUUCUCCAAAACCGAUCACAAUGAUGACUACCCCUUUGAUGGCCCCGGGGGCACGGUAGCCCAUGCUUUCUUCCCAGGAGACCAUUAUACUGCUGGAGACACCCACUUUGAUGACGACGAAUAUUGGACCUUCCGGUCAUCAGAUACCGACGGAAUGGAUCUGUUUGCUGUGGCAGUCCACGAAUUUGGCCACGCCAUCGGCUUAACCCACAUCUCUGCCACCGAAUCAAUCAUGAGGCCGUACUACCAGGGGCCGGUCGGUGACCCCCUGAAAUAUGAUUUGCCGUAUGAAGACAAAGUCCGGAUUUGGCAGUUGUAUGGAGUCAGAGAAUCCGUGUCUCCGACAGCUAAACCUGAAAUAUCGAAAGCAGAUGACCAUCCCAUCCUGCCAGAUUUCCCCGAGAAUCGCUCCACUGUCCCGUUUAGAAGAGACGUGCCAAACAGAUGCAGCACCCAUUUUGAUGCUGUGGCUCAAAUCCGUGGAGAGGUUUUCUUUUUCAGAGGCAAGUAUUUUUGGCGACUGACUCGCAACAAGCAUCUGGUGAGCCUUCAGCCAGCUCAGAUCCAUCGUUUCUGGAAGGGACUGCCUCUCAACUUGGACAGUGUGGAUGCGGUGUAUGAGAGGACCCAUGACCACAAGAUAGUCUUCUUCAAAGGAGACCGCUAUUGGGUGUUCAAAGACAAUAACGUUGAAGAAGGUUACCCUCGGCCCAUCUCGGAUUUUGGCCUGCCCCUAGGAGGCAUCGAUGCAGCCUUUUCCUGGGCUCAGAAUGACAGGACCUAUUUCUUCAAAGACAAUCUCUACUGGUGCUAUGAUGACCACCAGCAGAGAAUGGAUGCAGGUUAUCCUUUAGAAAGCACGCUGUGGAAAGGCGUUCCCAGCCAGCUGGAUGAUGCCACGCACUGGUCAGAUGGGGCCACCUACUUUUUCAAGGGCAAGGAGUAUUGGAAAGUUUCGGACAGCAACCUGGAGGCCGAGUCAGGCUAUCCCCGCUCCAUUGCGAAAGACUGGCUGGUGUGCAGCGACAUGCAAGCCGAUGCACCAGAACCAGCCGAGCGCUCCAGGACCGGAGGGCGUUCCAAGCAGGGGUACCAUGAUGAAAGCCGCUCAGAAAGCGAAGUCUGCUCCUGUACCUCGUCUUCCUCCGACCUCCGAGCCUGCCCCUCCCUCAGACUCUGCGGCGGCCUGGUCUUGGUCCCUCUUUGGACAGCGGUGUUGGUGCACGGACCUCUAUGACCGAUGGAGUCGCUUUGGAUUGCAGCACUUUCCGGGGUGCAGACGGACACUGGGUUGGCCUCCCCGUCGCAGUGGCGUUCAGGAACCGACAUCUAACAUUCCUAGCAAUGCGAUGUGGAAUUAAGUUUCAAAUUCUCCAUGAGAAUCAAAAGAGCAUUUUUUUUUAAUUAUCACCACGAUUCUUAUUGUUGUUCUGGUUUCCUUCGGUUGGCUGGAGAUGGGUUUAAUGGUUCCCUUUUUAUUUUUAGUUUUAUUUUUAUAAUUUAACUUGCUUUCACCGCCAGGUUUCUCACUCCCCACGGUCUCCUCUUUUCCCCAGCACACA